Pelagomonas calceolata is the source of this 3730-nucleotide messenger RNA. Lineage: Eukaryota; Pelagophyceae; Pelagomonadales; Pelagomonadaceae. The record is from the annotation of a GenBank genome assembly.
CGCAAGGCAGCCCGAAGCGCCGCCGCUGCGGCCAAAAAGAGGCUGCCCCGCAGCGUGAACCGACGAUGGCAACGUAAACAAGCCGCAGCCAUGGCCGACGAGAUCAACUACGCCGUCGGCAACGCCGCCGUCCUGAAGAUCCAGAGCUUGUGGCGCCGCAGUCUAGUGAGGGAGCGCACCUACCUAGAACUCAAGGCGGUCUGGGAGAAGAUCUUCGACCCCGUCCAGCAGAUCUACUACUACUACAAUACGGUGACCGAUGAAGCCAGCUGGAAGCGGCCCGCGCCUUUGCUGUGGCGGGACCUCGGCGACGUGGCUCCGACGUUCACGGACGAGCAAGCGGCUAUUUACAUGCAGUGCGCCUGGCGACGACUCAAAUUCCUGAGGACCGUGCGAAGAUUGGUUGCAAGUGUCGUCUCCAAGGUCUACGAUGAACAUAGUCAAAAUUACUACUACUAUAAUGCCCAAACGGGCCAGACGUCCUGGACGAAGCCUCUACUACUGGGAUCGCAGGACAUCGAGCCGGGCACGCAACGGUUAGUGUCUAGCGACGGCCGGAUCUUGGCCGAGACGGCCGUCGUCGAGCUCGAGUCGGACGACGAUAGUGAACGGGAAUCGAUUGGUAGUGGUUCUACUAGAAGAAGAACAAGAUCGAUGUCAUCAGACGACCUGGGGUUGAUGCCCCGCGAGUACCCCCGGAGCGAGGCCCAGAAGAGAAUAGAUAAAGCUGAGGAUACGCCCGAGACCGAUACUCUGGACCUCUCUGGACUGAAAAUGGCUCGCAUCUCGUUUCGCGCUUUGGCUAUUGAGACCUUGACCCAUUUAGAUGUGUCGGACAACAGCAUCACGCGCCUCGUGCCGGACAUCGGCGGUCUAGCUUCCCUAGAAAAGCUUGAUGUGUCGGGCAACCAAUUGAGAUCAUUACCCAAAGAGCUGGAGGAACUGGAAGAACUCACGUGGUUCGCCUGUGCGCGCAAUAGAAUAGGCUGGUUCCCGGGCAAUGUCUACCGACUCGAACAACUCCAGUACUGGGACCUGUCACAAAAUCAGUUCAGGGAAUUACCGGUGCAGGUCGGCGACCUCGAACUCCUCCAGCAAACGCGGGUCUGGGCCGUGGGACCCGGCAUGCUUUCGGCACUGACCCAUUUAGAUGUGUCCAAAAAUCAACUGACCAAGUGGCCGAACCAAUUGGACCAACUAACAAUUAGCUUCGUUGAAUGUCAGCGACGCCGGCGUUUGAAACAAAUUUGAACGUGACGCCGUCGACGCCGCCGCACGAGCGCCCACGCGUCCCGCGCAGGUCUCGCAUAACCAACUAAAAGUCAUGGCCCCCUGCAAGAUCGCGCAGAGCGCCGACCAGGACAAGCAAGAAGGCAUCGGCGAGCCCGACUUGAACGGAUGCGACUGGGGUAAGCUCGAGAGUCUGGCGUCGUUGGACGUUUCUCAUAACCAGCUCGAGAAGCUACCGGAUGAUCUGGCGAAGAUGACGGCGUUAGAAAGUGUGGAUUGUCGAAACAAUUUAUUGAUAGAAUUGCCACAGACACUUGAUCUAAUGAACUGCACGUCCUUUUUACUAGACGACAAUAAGCUCGAAGCAUUGAGCGAUGGCUUCGCCGUCGGUCUAGCGAAGAAGCUGGAAAGCAUCUCCGUAAGAAACAACGCCAUCACUUCGACCAGUAUGCGAAUAGGGGACAUGCGCCAAGUUAAGUCAGUGUACUUAGAAAACAACGCGUUAGAAACUCUAGACAAGGGCGUGACGCAGUGCCGCCUGCUAGAACUACUCUCGCUGAGACACAACAAACUCAUCUCCACGCCGAAAGGCUUCGCGACCAUGUUUAGAUUGAAAACGUUAGAUCUUAGUUACAAUCUGUUCGAGACCAUCGACGAGAAGGCCAUCGAGUCGCUCGUGUCGCUCACAUCCUUGGAUCUGUCGCACAAUCGUUUGGUGAACUUCCCGCAGCGGUUGGGCAGGCUGAACAAGCUGCAAUCUUUAAAUUAUUCGCACAAUCAACUCACGCUCCUACCGCAGAACUGUUUUAAGGGCUGUGGGGAAUUGUUCACGGUACGCAUAGACCACAACCUCCUCACGACCAAGGGCGUGGAAGCCGGCCGGUUAGACAGCGUCCAGUCGUUGGAGGUGCUUGCUUUGGACUUCAACGAGAUGGACCAGCUGCCGGAAGAGUUGGCUGACUUGCCGCAACUACGCUCCUUGACCUUCUCGCACAACCCGUGUUGUGCGAGGCCCGAAGAUGCCCUCGAGCCGUUCUAUCUGUUGAGGGAUAGAGCCCAGUCGAUACACGUCGGGGCCGCGGAGUUCGACGAGCCUAUUGAAUUAGAUGAAGAGGACCCUUCUAGGGACGCGAGAAAGGCGAGGAGGUUGAUGGUCUUGCAAGGCUCGUCGCGAGGGACGGAGCGGCUCGAGCGCGGCGAGCCCCUCGAUGCGGUGGAACCUCUCAGUAGAGCGGCGGAGAAGCAUGCUAGACUACUUGUAGAUGAACCAGAUACAGCGAACUUCUCGCACCAUUUCCAUCUGGGCGCAGCCUAUGUGGCGCGAGCGCGAGCGAGAAAAUUAGUGGCUGACGCGGAAAGGAAACGCAGACAGGACGAGGAGGACAAGAUCGAAGCAGCUCGUAAACUAGCUGAAAGGAAAGCGAUGCAGAUGGGGAUCUUUCCUGAGGAUUCCGUCGAUGCGACAUUGGCGCAAUCAUCCCUACAGGACCCGUCGCUCAUGGAUAGCACCGUGGCGACGGAUACGUCAGGCUUGAGGCUAUCGCGACGAGCCCUCAACUCCAGAUCUCCGGGUCGAUUGGCACCGUCCCUCGGAAGCAAUUUGUCGCACAAGUCGCCCGGCAAGCUCGACGCGGCGAUCGACGCCGACUUGAUCAAGGCGCAGUUAGCUUUGGACGAGGCCGUAAAGAUCGAUGUCGAGCUACGGAGAGAAGACGGCGAUAUACAAGGUGAGGACAACAUGGCCUUCCAAGAACCUAGGAAUGUAGCCGUCGAGAUCCUGCACGCGCGCGGUUCCGCUUCCCUCAGGCGAGGCGACGCGCGCAAGGCUGUGGAAGACCUGAACCAAGCGUUGUUAGCGAGGAAGGACCACGCGCCUUCCCUAGCGUUGCGGGCCCGAGCACGAUUAUCAUUAGGACAGUUCCCCCAGGCUAGUCGAGACUGCCAAAAAGCCUGGCGCAUCGAGCUGAAACGAGCUGACCUGUGGCCUUUGAAGGAGUUCGACUUAGAUAACUUACAUAGAGAUGUCAACAAAGCACUACAACCAUUGGAUCUAGUCGAGUUGCGGAGGGAAUGCGACCGGGGCGUGCAAUCGAUACGACUCAUGAAGUGCGACCUUCCGGAGAACGAUAGAUGUUAUUUACAAACGGCGGAAGGGUUAUGUUAUCGACGUAGACAUGAGAUCAAGGCCCUGGAUGUCGAGGGUCGGUCGAAGCGACGACGGUGGCUGGCUCGGCGGAAAGCAGAACAUGAUGCUAUAGAAAAGGCGGAGAUCGACCGUCGAAAUGAUGAAGAUGCGGUUGUCGCUUAUAAUAAAGCACUAAUUGAUCGGUCGACGGCCGAACUUGCUUGGCGGAAAGCUAGGUAUGAUUUGGAAAUUAUUGAAGAGCGUAAAGACGCGGAGGAGGAAGCUGCCGCGAAGGCCGCUGAACUCGAACGCCAGGAGAAGGAGGGCGCUGCGGCGCGCGAGGCGUAUGAGUGCUGCAUGAUGACGGAGAACGAA